GCAAAGGGUGUCGGGAGAAGCUUCCCACAAACCUUCUUCCCUGGCCUCUGGAGGGACCACCGUUGCCGCGGCUUCGGCUUCCACGAUCAGCGUUCGGGCUAAACGACCGCGGCGGCCGCCAGUGCUGCUUCCCUUGUGUCUGGCCCUGUCCGUAUUCGUUCCCAGGCGGCCGCCCAAGUUCCAGCAGCGGCCGCGGCCGACAUGUUGUGAGGCAGCGGCGUGGGUGUCUGAAGGAUGGUUUGGCUGAGGCGGCGGCAACGGCUGCUGGCGGCUGCGGCGGCGGCAGCUGGGGCUCCGGCUCUGUAGAGCCAAGCCCACUGGGUGUCCGCCCAGUAUACCUCAGCGAGGCCAGUGUCCCUGAACCUUGCCGCUGCUCCGGCACCUUUGGGGACCGGUUGGGCGACAGCGCCCGCCCCUCUGAGGAGACACGAAGGUGUUCCCUGGUGUUCAAAUUUCCUGACCACCUUUCUUUUCCUGCCCGCCCUGGGGCAGAAUUCUCAGCCCCGCGACUUUCCUCCGAACCUCGCCCUAAAUCUGACUGACACACGCUGUGUUCCCUGCCCUCUGGUGCCAACCCUCGCCCCCCCUUCAUUUUCUGCCCCCUCUUCUCGUAGAGCCCCCGGGAUCACUCUCCGAGGGCGGCCUUUUGAAAAAUCUUUGUGGAGUAGUGGACCAGAACUGGGGAGUUCUUAAAAGUCGGGGCGAGAGACAUAGGAAGAUACGAUGGCUUCCUCAUCUGGCAACGAUGAUGAUCUCACUAUACCCAGAGCUGCUAUCAAUAAGAUGAUCAAAGAGACUCUCCCCAAUGUCCGGGUGGCCAACGAUGCCCGGGAGCUGGUGGUGAACUGCUGUACUGAAUUCAUUCACCUUAUAUCUUCUGAAGCCAAUGAGAUUUGCAACAAAUCUGAAAAGAAGACCAUCUCGCCAGAGCAUGUCAUACAAGCACUAGAAAGUUUGGGCUUUGGUUCUUAUAUCAGUGAAGUAAAAGAAGUCUUACAAGAAUGCAAGACAGUAGCAUUAAAAAGAAGAAAGGCCAAUUCUCGUUUGGAAAACCUUGGCAUUCCUGAAGAAGAGUUACUGAGACAGCAACAGGAAUUAUUUGCAAAAGCUAGACAGCAGCAAGCAGAAUUGGCCCAGCAGGAAUGGCUUCAAAUGCAGCAAGCCGCCCAACAAGCGCAGCUUGCAGCGGCUUCAGCCAGUGCAUCUAACCAGGCAGGAUCUUCUCAGGAUGAAGAUGAUGAUGAUAUCUGAAAUUCACCAGCCGAGGUUCUAUUUCCUCUAUAAAUGUUUAUCCCUGCACAAGAAAACAGUGAAAGAAAUGCUUAUCAGUAAUUUUGUAUGCAUCUUGGUGGACUUGCCAUUGGUAUUCUAGGAAUGUUUGCUGUUAAGUUACAUCUAUUGUGCGCUAUUCAUGUAAAAACCAUCUCUUUGAACUAUUGAAAAUUUAAGGUUCAGUAUAAUGUCAAUUUUGAAUUUUUAAUGGUGUUUAUGAGAUUUUAGAUAGCGGUGAGUCCUUUAUUUGAUCAAUAAACAGUGUUACAGAAAACU
Molecule: messenger RNA, 1548 nt
Organism: Rhinolophus ferrumequinum (greater horseshoe bat)
Lineage: Eukaryota; Metazoa; Chordata; Mammalia; Chiroptera; Rhinolophidae
Gene: DR1
Product: down-regulator of transcription 1
Exons: 3
Coding region: 724-1251 (175 amino acids)
Biological process (GO): chromatin remodeling; RNA polymerase II preinitiation complex assembly; positive regulation of transcription by RNA polymerase II
Cellular component (GO): negative cofactor 2 complex
Molecular function (GO): protein heterodimerization activity; general transcription initiation factor activity; core promoter sequence-specific DNA binding
Source: RefSeq, a predicted model, not a curated record